AUGUCCAUCCAAAUCUUGCUGGACAAUCAGCCCGAGUUCUACACCAACCUCGACGCCAUCUCUGGCAAGGUCUUCCUAACCCUGCCCAAGAGCGAGCAGAUUGGCACCAUUGUCGUCAAGCUCGAAGGAGAGUCCGCCACAGCUCUACAGGUCCCCAGGAAUUAUGGAUAUGAGCCAGGCAUCACUCGAACUGCCCCGCCACCGGGGCCUCCGGGCAGCAUCGUGGGUGAAAAUCACAAGAUCCUGUACAAGCUGCUGAAGGUCUUCCCGGAUGAUUACUACGAAAGCUCAAACAACCCGUAUGGAUCGCAUCCCCUCGACGCCGGCCAGCACCAGUUUCCCUUCUCCUUCAAGCUACCCAUCAACAAUGCUUGCAGCAAUCCGGAGGCCAUGGCCAGGUAUGGCGGCUUGGGCGGCCUUGGAGGCUAUGGAUCAGGCGGUGGCCUCUUUGGCCUUGCCGGAGUCCGGGUCAUGGACGGUUCGAAGCAGCUGUUUCUCCGGCACGUUACGGCGACGCUUCCUCCAUCCCUGACCGGCUUUCCUAUGCAGGCCGAGAUCCGCUACUACAUCAAAGUCACGGUCCAGCGGCCGGGGCUCCUCAAGGAGAAUUGGCGCUACCAGAUCGGCUUCAAGUUCUUGCCCAUUGAGCCGCCGCGGCCUCCCAUUACCGGCCAGGAAGCCUUUGCCCGGCGGCCAUUCUCCUUUACGCCACGAGCAAAGGGGGCUCCGAAGAAGCGAAGCUCACUGUUCGGCAGCAAGAAGGCCAGCGAGGCUUUAGAAGACGAUGGAGACUCCCCAACGCCGCCUUCAAUAGAGAUUUCAGCGCGACUGCCGCAUCCCUCAAUCCUGACGUGCAACCAGCCCGUUCCCCUCCGACUCCUCGCAAAGAAGCUCGUAGACAGCAGUGAACAAGUCCACCUGAUAUCGUUCCAGAUGGACCUGAUUGGCGUGACCGAGAUCCGUUCGCACGGGCUGUUCCAUCAUAAAGUGAACCGCUGGGUUGUCGCCUCCUACACAGACAUCAACAUCCCUCUGUGCGCUCCGGGGGACGAAGUGGGUAAGGAAAUGGUCAUUCCAGAUGACCUCUGGAGGAACCGGCCACUGCCCAAUACCGUUGCGCCAUCUUUCAACACUUGCAACCUUUCUCGGAAGUACGAGAUAGAGCUGAAGCUGGGCGUGAGCCGGGGCGAUCCGAAGAUGGGCGCCAUGACGAGGGAUCCCUUCUCGCAGCCCCAGAACAUCUUUCUGCCUCUUCACUUUGCCAGCGUCGAGGUCUUUUCGGGCAUCGCGCCACCCGUCGAGCUGUUGAAGGCUGCUCGGAACACGCGACCAGAAGGCAUUGUUGUUGUCCGGCCCCCUCCCCGAUUACCUCCCAGAACCUCCGUCUCGGAGGCCAGCGCCCCCGGACCUUCAGCCAGACCACCUCAGCAACGGCCUGGCCAAGCUGGGCCAGCAAUGCCUGAGAGGCCACCUCAAGAUCCCCUAUACCCUCCACAGCUGCCACCAGGCGACAUUCCGGCUUACGAGGACGUACCGCCGCCGAGCUACGACGAGGCCAUGGCAGAGAACUUGUCGGGGCCGUUUGACGGCUUGCGGCCGCGGCCAGCGUACAGCGGCGUGACGAACGAGAAUGCGCCCAGCCAGAUGCCAGAGAAGAGCUAG
Messenger RNA from Trichoderma reesei QM6a, 1662 nucleotides. RefSeq lists its product as uncharacterized. Gene Ontology annotation, cellular component: cytoplasm; cytosol; plasma membrane. The transcript has a single exon. Gene Ontology annotation, biological process: ubiquitin-dependent endocytosis. The coding region runs from base 1 to 1662 and encodes 553 amino acids. Gene Ontology annotation, molecular function: protein-macromolecule adaptor activity; ubiquitin protein ligase binding. The record is from RefSeq and is a predicted model, not a curated record. Lineage: Eukaryota; Fungi; Ascomycota; Sordariomycetes; Hypocreales; Hypocreaceae.